AGUCUCGUAAAAUGUAAUAUAUAAAAAACAUAUUUAAAAAAUCUACUGACCAUAUGCCACCAUUAUUUGGUUGUUUGAACAAAAAAAAAUCAUGUUCUUGCAUAACUGUAUAUGUUGUGAUAUGAUGUAGGUGAAGAGUAAAUAUAUGGAAGUAAAGUUAGUGAUACGAACAUGAGUCUAUGUUAGUUUAUGCCACAAUUAUUUGGUUUUUGGAAGAUCAAUGAGCAUAAGCAUACACGGUCUUUGUAUGCUUACGUUGUAAAUGAGUCGGAUAUUUUUUUUCUUAUGUCUGGAAUGAUAUGGAACUCAUUGAUUUAAGAGUGGUUCAGUUUUAUAUGAUCUAAUUAUAUUAAGAGAUUAACCAAAAAUAUUAUAAAAAAGUGUUACUGGUUAGGUUUAACUAAUCUAUGUUGGUUAAGAUUUGGUUUAAUUUAAGUUGGUAGGUUGCAUUGUAUAGGAGGUAUGAUAUAUUCUAGCAACAACUAUGAAAGAGUCCAAAAUUUAAAUGAGAACUUUAAAUAGUAGAUAAUCUCUAAAUUAAUAUAUUAGAUGUACCUUUCUGUCAAUAUAAUUUUUUUAUCAAUUUUUUAAAGUUGUUGCAUACAUAGGCAAUCGAAAAAAACGGAUUAAGCGUGACUUAACAAGAAGAUAAGGAGAAAACAAAGUAAUUAAUUUUUAAAAAAAGGUUCUGAUCUGUUUUCAAGAAGCUUGUUUCGUACACCGCAUGACCGUUUCAUUACCAUUUCUUCUCCACUUCUAUUUAUUUAUUUAUUUAUUUAUUUAUUUUUUUUGUAAUCCAGUUGCUUUCUCUCCCUCCUCACUUCACCCUAGUUUCAGUAUCUGCGUAGCUUUUGCUCUUUAAAAAAAAAAUUAAAUCCCAGUAAAAAGGGAUCAAAAGUCAAAUGUUUUACUCGCAGCAAUGCGUCGUACCGAGGAAAGGACCUUUAGGAGCGAUUUGGGUGGCUGCGUACUUCUACAAGAAGCUCAAGAAAGCCCAAGUCAAAGACACUCAUAUUCCUUCCUCCGUUGACCAGAUCUUGCAAAAGGAGUUGGACACCUUGGCAUACAGAGUUUUAGCGUAUCUUCUUCUGGGUGUUGUUAGAAUAUAUUCCAAGAAGGUGGACUUUUUGUUCCAUGAUUGCAACAGAGCCUUGGUCGGUGUAAAGGAGUUUGUGGCUAAGGAGAAGAACAGAGAGAACAACACUAAUGUGCCUUUGCCUGCUGCAUCUACGGGGUUUUUCUCAAUUGCUUUGCCUGAGUGUUUCGAGCUAGAUGCUUUUGAUCUUGGGGUUUUGGAUGAUUUUCACGGGGGUAAUGUUAAGCCUCAGGAAGAUAUUACACUUAAAGAGGAUGGAGGUUCUGGUCGGGAUACUGAGAGCAUGGACCAGUACUAUAAUGAAAGGUUCGACAUGGAGGAGGACCUCCUGUCUACGUUUCAUGAAACUUUUGUUGCCGAUCAUUCUGAUACUAGACAUGAGAGCUCUGCUCAUGAUAUGGACAUAGAUGCAGAAAAUGACAGAUAUGCUAGUGGAGAAACAUCAGUCAGAGUUGUUGAAGCAGAGCCACUGAACUCUAACAAAUCAUCCAGAGAUCCCCAAGCUGCAUCCAGGUAUGAGGAGGAUCCAGAAUCAGAUGUCAUGCUUGUGGAACCGCAAGUAUCCGAAGAAGCAACAGCUAGAGAAACCAUAUGUAACAUUGUGCAGAGACUAGAGGAUCCGGAAUCAGAUGACAUGCUUGGGAAACUGGAAGCGUCUGAAGAUAUCAGAAGAGCUCAAGAGGAAGAAACCAUAUGUACCGUUGUGCAGAGACUAGAGGAUCCUCAUGAACCCCCAGGAGAUAAUCCACAUAGAGACGGGCACAUGGAGAAUUCAGAAUCAGAGAAAACAUCAGUGGAAACAAGUCGGGAAAAGACGCCUCAUGACGGGUCCCUACCAUCUGAAUGCAAAAGUCCUGAAGAGAUUCAGGGGAGUGAGGAUCAACCUUCUGGCGCCGCCUCAAGAAUUGUUAGGGAGAAAGAGAUUCCGGAGAUGAGUACUCGAGAAGAACCAGAACCAGGAUCUGUGAGUGAAAAUAAAGACUUGCCUGAAGGCAUAGAGAAACAUCGAGGACAUAAUGAUGAGGAAAUGACAGACACUGACAUGUUCCAUGGGUCUCAUAAAGAGCCAUCUGAGACUCCUGAAGUAAAUCAAGUUAGACACAGUGUUACCGAGAAAGGUUUUCUCUCAGACAAGACUUUUUCAGAAGAGUGGAGUGAAGGUUCUAAUGCUAAAGAUACGCCAGUUGCUGUUACUCCCAAACCAGCUUCGUGGCUGAACAUCUCUGAAGGGGAAACAAGCCAUCAGUUUUCGAUCAUUCCUACGCCGGCUGGAAAGGAAUCUUCUCGGGUGGUUUCACGGAAGAGAAAAUGUCUGAUAGAUGAUGAAGUGAUGAUUCCGAGCAAAGUUAUGAAAAAAAUGAUAGAAGACCCGAGUACAUUGGUUGCAAAACGGAGAAGAGUUCCAUAUACUGACUAUCCUGAGAAAAGAAUCAAACGUUUUAUCGAUCCGUCAAGAAGUUCCUGGGACCCUCUGAUUCCAUAUGGUUCUUUGGAUCUCCAGUUACUUUUUUGUCAACCCAUCAAGCUUAAAGAACAGAACACCACAGAAACUCCUAAAGCUGCUAAAACCACUGGGCGGAUGAAAAGGUCUUCUCUUAGAACAGUUGGAGGUCGUGGAGAUGUUUCUUCUUCAGAGCAGACUGAGAAUGGUCGGGAAAUUAUGGAAACUCCUCAAACUGCUACUCUUACUGAGCUGAGAAUUACUGUGCCAGAGACGGUAGAGAAUAAUACAGAGGUUUCAGCUGAGACAGAAGCUAGUUCCGUAGCUGCUGGAAGUGCUCAUCCAACAAAUUUUCCUCCAGAGACUCCAGCGAAGGCUGCGGGGCCAGCACAGCUUGCUCCAGAAACCCCAGCAAGGACAUCAGAGCAAACAGGGAUUGCUCCAGAAACACCAGUAGUCUCCGAGCAAGUAGAGAUUGCUCCUGAAACGCCGGUGAGGGAAUCAAUGUCGAAGAGAUAUUUCAACGACCAUGAGACCUUUGAACAAGAAACAAGACCUGGAAACUCCUUCACAUCCUUUGAAGAGCACCCGUCAGAAAUUUGCGAGGAUAGAAGGGACCUUGAUGCAAUUUUGAUGAACGAGGAGCAGGUGAAUGCACAAGAUGAAACAGAGGACCUGCAACAAGAGACAUGGUCAGCAAGAACAAGGAAUGUGGCGAAAUUCCUGGAGAAGACGUUUCUGGAACAGAGGGAGAAAGGAGAAGAAGAAAAAGCGAGUUUGUUAGAGCUGUGCAGAGGAAGAACUCAGAAGGAAAGCGCAAGACUCUUCUACGAGACUUUGGUGUUGAAGACGAAAGGUUACUUGGAAGUGAAGCAAGAUCAUCCAUAUAGUGAUAUUCUUCUCUCUCGGUUCAGCAGACAACAAGAAGCUUGUUGAAAAAGCGCUAUAACUAGGUUUCUUCUCUCCAGUUUAGGUUUUCUAAGAGGCAUCUGUGAAUCAAAGCUGUUUAGGUUUUUGGAGUUUUAGCCUUUUUGCUUUAAAACCUGUAGACUUGUAGAAUGAUUAGUGACUUGAAUCCUGAAAAAUACAUGAAUCCACCUUAAAAAAAGACUAGUCUCUUUAAAAAUC
Molecule: messenger RNA, 3665 nt
Organism: Raphanus sativus (radish)
Lineage: Eukaryota; Viridiplantae; Streptophyta; Magnoliopsida; Brassicales; Brassicaceae
Product: sister chromatid cohesion 1 protein 2
Exons: 13
Coding region: 903-3473 (856 amino acids)
Biological process (GO): mitotic sister chromatid cohesion; replication-born double-strand break repair via sister chromatid exchange; synaptonemal complex assembly
Cellular component (GO): cohesin complex; synaptonemal complex
Molecular function (GO): protein binding; chromatin binding
Source: RefSeq, a predicted model, not a curated record